AGCGGAGGCGGCGUCCCUUCGCAGGCCGGUUACGCGGCGCCAGAUGGAGGAAAUGGGAGGGAAUUGUCCGCCCGGGCAACCGAGAGCAAAUGGGAUGGAGGCUCGUAACUAAGGGCAACGGAGAACGAAUGGGACGGGAGCUCGUAACUAGGGCAACGGCGGCUAGCGGCUCCGCGACGAGGAGGAAGCAAAGUGAGAUCGCAGAAUGCAGCUGAAGCACCUGAAAACCCUGUUGACGCCGCAGGAUGGUGCUGCAAAAGUUACAUGUAUGUCAUGGGCACCCAACAACAACAAGUUUGCAGUCUGCACAGUGGACCGAGUUGUUCUUCUCUAUGAUGAAAAUGGAGAAAGAAGAGAUAAAUUCUCCACUAAACCUGCUGAUUCUAAGUAUGGCAAGAAAAGCUAUGUGGUCAAAGGGAUGGCCUUUUCACCAGAUUCCACCAAAAUAGCUAUUGGACAGACAGACAGUAUCAUUUAUGUUUAUAAAAUUGGAGAAGAAUGGGGAGACAAGAAGGUUAUUUGUAACAAGUUUGUGCAAACGAGUGCUGUUACAUGUCUGAUUUGGCCAGCAGAUCAAGCAAUUGUUUUUGGAUUGGCAGAAGGAAAGGUUCGCUUAGCUAACACAAAAACAAACAAGUCAUCAACCAUUUAUGGAACAGAUUCUUAUGUGGUUUCACUAACUUCAAACUCGUCAAGCAAAGGGAUUCUGUCUGGCCAUGCAGAUGGCACUAUUGUGCGUUACUAUUUUGACGAUGAAGGGUCGGGUGAUUCACAGGGUAAACUAGCUACUCACAGUUGUCCACCUUAUGCCUUAGCUUGGGCUUUAAACAGCAUUGUAGCUGCUGGAUGUGAUAAGAAAAUCAUUGCCUAUGGAAAGGAAGGCCACAUUAUCCAACAGUUUGAUUAUGGUCGAGAUUCUACAGAGAAGGAGUUCACAGUAGCUGCCACCAGCCCCAGUGGACAGUCGGUAGUCAUUGGCAGCUAUGACAGGCUCAGGGUUUUAAAUUGGAGUCCUCGUAGAAGUGCUUGGGAUGAGUCUCGACCAAAGGAGAUCCCAAACCUUUACACUAUUACUGCCUUAGCUUGGAAAAAGGAUGGUUCUAGACUUUGUGCGGGCACACUUUGUGGGGGAGUCGAACAGUUUGAUUGCUGUCUACGUCGUUCUAUUUAUAAGAACAAAUUUGAAAUGACGUAUGUUGGCCUCAGUCAGGUUAUAGUGAGGAAUCUUUCCACUGGUACCAGGGUGGUGCUGAAAUCCCAUUAUGGAUAUGAAAUUGAUGAAGUGAAGAUCAUGGGAAAAGAUCGAUUCUUGGUGGCUCAUACAACUGACACAUUACUUCUAGGUGAUUUGGCCACCAAUAAACUUAGUGAGGUUGCUUGGCAAGGUUCUGGUGGAAAUGAGAAGCUUUACUUUGACAAUGAAAAUGUCUGCAUGAUCUUCAAUGUUGGUGAAUUGACACUUGUUGAAUAUGGUAACAAUGACAUUUUGGGGUCUGUUAGAACUGAGUUCAUGAAUCCUCAUUUAAUUAGUGUUCGCUUGAAUGAACGCAAACAAAGAGGGGUAGAUGACAAUAAGAAAUUGGCAUAUCUGGUUGACAUUAAAACAAUAGCAAUUGUUGAUCUAUUAUCUGGAUAUAACUUGGGUGCUGUAAGUCAUGAUACAAAAAUUGACUGGUUGGAGCUGAAUGAAACUGGACGCAAGCUGCUUUUCAGAGAUAAAAAACUUGGUCUGCACCUGUUUGAUAUAGAAGACAAUACAAAGACAACGAUCUUGACUCAUUGCACCUAUGUUCAAUGGGUACCUGGCAGUGAUGUGGUUGUGGCCCAAAAUCGUGGUAAUCUUUGUGUCUGGUAUAAUAUUGAUUCUCCCGAGCGAAUUACAAUGUUUCCACUUAAGGGUGAUAUUGUAGAUCUGGAGCGGAGUAAUGGUAAAACUGAAGUCAUUGUCACUGAGGGAGUGAAUACUAUCUCUUAUACUCUGGAUGAAGGAUUGAUUGAAUUUGGCACAGCAGUUGAUGAUGGAGAUUACAGUAGGGCUACUGCUUUUCUGGAAACGUUGGAGAUGUCAUCAGAGACUGAAGCCAUGUGGAAAACAUUAAGCAAAAUUUCUUUAGAAGCACAGCAAUUACAUAUUGCAGAGAGAUGUUUUGCUGCCCUGGGGGACGUAGCUAAAGCUCAGUUUCUCUGUGAGACUAACCGGAUUGCAGACCAAGCAGCAAAAGAAUAUGGAGGUGAUGGCACAGACAAUUAUCUUGUUCGUGCACGAUUGGCUAUGUUGGAGAAAAAUUACAAAUUAGCAGAAAAUUAUUAUCUGGAACAGAAUGCUGUUGAUAAAGCCAUGGAUAUGUACCAGGAGCUACACAUGUGGGAUGAAUGUAUUAAUGUAGCUGAAGCCAAGAGUCACCCAGAAUUGGACAAUCUACGACGUAAUUAUUAUCAGUGGCUGAUGGAGACUAAUCAGGAGGAAAAGGCAGGAGAAGUGAAAGAAAAUGAAGGAGAUUACACUGGGGCUGUCAAUCUGUAUUUAAAAGCUGGUCUCCCUGCAAAAGCUGCCCGAUUAGUACUAAGUCGGAAUGAACUGUUAGCAAACAAUGAUGUUAUAAAUCGAAUUGCUGCUGCUCUGAUUAAAGGAGAUUUUUAUGAAAGGGCUGGAGAUCUCUAUGAAAAGGUUGGAAAUUAUCGGAGAGCACUGGAUUGUUAUCGCAAGGGAAAUGCCUUUCGCAAAGCAGUGGAAAUGUCCAGAAUGGUUUUUCCUUCUGAGGUUGUGAAGUUAGAAGAGGCCUGGGGAGAUUAUCUUGUACAACAGAAACAGUUGGAUGCUUCAAUUAAUCAUUUUAUUGAAGCUGGUUGUACAAUAAAAGCAAUUGAAGCAAGUAUUGGAGCUCGACAGUGGAAAAAAGCAGUCCAUAUUUUGGAGCUUCAAGAUGACAAAACAGUUUACAAAUAUUAUCAAAAAAUAGCUCAACACUAUGCUUCAGUUCAAGAAUACGAGACCGCAGAAAAAAUGUACAUUAAAGCUGACCGAAUCAAGGAUGCCAUUGACAUGUAUAAGCAAGUGGGAAGCUGGGAGAAAGCUCACAAGUUGGCUGUGAAGUGCAUGAAGCAGGAAGAUGUCACUGCUCUGUAUAUAAAUCAAGCACAAGAAUUGGAAAAGAAAGGAAAAUACAAAGAAGCUGAAAGGUUGUACAUUACUGUGGAUGAACCUGAUUUAGCAAUCACAAUGUAUAAGAAGCUUAAAAUGUAUGAUGACAUGAUUCGACUUGUGGCUAAGUAUCAUAAAGAUCUACUUACAGACACUCACCUUCAUCUUGCAAAGGAACUAGAAAGUGAAGGCCGUUUUCGAGAAGCUGAAUACCAUUACUUGGAAGCGAAAGAGUGGAAGGCAAUUGUGAAUAUGUACCGUGUUAAUGACAUGUGGGAUGAAGCAUAUAGGGUUUCUAAAGCCCAUGGGGGUGCGAAUGCUCAUAAACAGGUGGCCUAUUUAUGGGCUAAGAGUCUGGGAGGAGAGUCAGCAGUUAAAUUGCUGAAUAAAUUUGGUCUUCUGGAAACAGCAAUUGACUAUGCAGCUGAUAACUGUUCUUUCGAGUUUGCAUUUGAAUUGUCACGACUAUCAAUGAAAAAUAAAAUCCCAGACAUUCAUCUCAAAUAUGCAAUGUAUCUGGAAGAUGAGGGUAAGUUUCAAGAGGCAGAAAUUGAAUUCAUUAAAGCAGGGAAGUCUAAGGAGGCUGUCCUUAUGUAUGUACAUAACCAGGAUUGGGACGCUGCCCAGAGAGUGGCAGAAGCUCAUGACUCGGAAAGUGUAGCUGAUGUCUUAGUGGGUCAGGCACGAUUUGCCUUUGACCAGAAAGAAUAUCAAAAGGCUGAGGCUUACCUCCUGAGGGCUCAAAGACCAGAACUGGCUGUUAAGUAUUACAAGGAUGUUGGAAUGUGGAGUGAUGCAAUUAAAAUUUGUAAAGAGUACAUCCCCAACAAGCUGGAACAACUUCAGGAGGAAUAUGAAAAGGAAGCAAUUAAGAAAGGAGCAAGGGGAAUUGAAGGAAUAGUUGAACAAGCCAGAGAAUGGGAGCUGUCAGGAGAAUAUAUCAGGGCUGUGGAAUGUUACCUUAAGGUCAAGGAGACAAAUAACUUGGCUCUAAUGGAGAAGUGCUGGAUGAAGGCUGCUGAAUUGUCUAUCAAAUUCUUAAACCAGGAAAAAGCCCUUGAUGUUAUUCAGACAGUUGGUCCUCGGUUAAUUGAAAUACAGAAAUAUAAUUCGGCAGCUGAAUUAUACCUCAAUGUGGAUCUCAUAAAAGAAGCCAUAGACUGCUUCAUAGGAGGGGAAGAAUGGAACAAAGCCAAGCGUGUGGCAAAGGAACUUGAUCCAAGAUUUGAAGACUAUGUAGAUCAACGCUACAAAGAACAUUUGAAAAAUCAAGGCAAAGUGGAUUCACUGGUUGGAGUGGAUGUGAUAGCAGCACUCGAUAUGUAUGUUGAACGAGGACAAUGGGAAAAAUGCAUAGAAACUGCCAAUAAGCAGAACUAUAAAAUUCUUCACAAAUAUGUAGCUUUGUAUGUUACACAUCUUAUCAAAGAAGGUCUUUCGGAAAAGGCAUUAAGUCUGUACGUUCAACAUGGUGUUCCUGCUAAUACACAGAAUUUCAAUAUAUACAAACGGAUUUUCAUGGAUGUAAUAAGCCUGCCAGACAUAAAUAGUGCUGAUGGCUAUAGGACAUGGGCUGAUCUUCGCAAUGUACUCUUCAUUCUGUGUGAAAACCUGGUUAAAUCUUCAGAGUCUAAUUCUUCUGCUCAUGAAGAAUUUGAGCAAAUGCUACUGAUUGCACACUAUUAUGCCACUCGUGCGGCAUCUUUGGGAGUCAAUCAACUGGACAUGAUUGCAGCAAAAUUAUCCAUCUCUCUGCUUCGGCAUACGGACGUCAUUCCAGCUGACAAAGCAUUUUAUGAGGCUGGUAUAGCAGCAAAGGCAGUUGGAUGGGAGAACAUGGCUUUCAUUUUCCUGAAUCGUUUCCUGGAUCUCAGUGAUGCAAUCGAGGAAGGGAAUCUCGAUGGGCUGGAUCAUUCUGAUUUUCAACAAACUGAUAUUCCAUUUGAAAUACCGGUCCCUGCAAAGCAACAUGUUUUGGAUGACAGGAGGGAAGAGAUUAGGGACUGGGUUCUCACUGUUUCGAUGGACCAGCGAGUGGAGCAGGUUCUACCAGCUGAUGAACGAGAUACUUAUGAAGCCUCCUUAAUAGCUGUAAAUACUGGCAUCCGUUCUCUUCCUUGUGUAAUAACAGGUUAUCCUGUACUUCGACACAAAAUUGAAUUCAAAAGGCCUGGAAAAGCAGCAAACAAAGAUGACUGGAACAAGUUCCUCAUGGCUGUGAAAACAACUCACAGCCCAGAGUGUCAAGAUGUUUUGAAGUUUGUCAGUCAGUGGUGUGGAGGCCUUCCCAGUGCUAGUUUCUCCUUCCAGUGAAGAAGGUUAUUAGGUGAUUACCUGUUAUAAAACCAUUUUCUUGUGUAUUUCAACUCAGUGUUGAGUGCUCAACUGGUCUGUUUCAUUAUUCUUUUCCAUUCUGAAGACAUAUUUAUUUGCCAAGUGAUGUCGUUAAUAAAAUUUCUUAACUAACACAAUUGAAUACUUAGAAUCUCUAAAAAUUCUUGGCAUUACAAUAUACUUGUAAAUAAUAUUCCUUUGCUAACAGUUCAGUUUUAGAAAAAAUUUAGGUGAUAUUUUAAGAGAAAUCCAUAGGGAAUGGGAAUUUUCUGUUAACCCAUUGAAUGCCACAAUAACCCAUCUUACAUUUUUCCUUAAUCUUUGAUGUAAAUUAAGCUUAUUUUUUUGAAGUUCAUUUUUUUAAUGUUAAGUUCAAUAUAAACUGCAGGAACACUAGCCUGUGUUCUUCAAUUUGACAGCGUUGGUGUCAACUGUAAGUAAUUGAUCAUCCAUGCUGCAAAACAACUGAAUUUUGUAGCUUUUAUUUCUGUGUAAAGUCAUAUUUUGUUGGGACAUUAUUCUAUGUAUCCACUUUAUUUCUGUGGAUAUGUACUGUAGAAUAACAUAAAAUGUAACACUAUUAAUUUUGGGGAUCAUACAUAAAAUGAAAUGACAAAUGUGACUAACUUCUACAAGCUGGUUAUCAUUAAAGUAAGAGUUUCUUGAAGUAGUCCAUGUAAGGAAGUCCAUAAGUUAAGAUUUGUGUUGCAAAUCUUUGCUAAUUCCUCCGAGACCCCUGAACCAUUAUCUCUUUGAAUGCAGGGUCCAAAUGGUAUAGUAAUACCAUUUAAGUUGUUUGAGGAUAUAUUUAGAUAUUUGAUAUGAUCAAAACUUACUAUCAAUUAGCUUUAUUGAGAUUGCCACCAACGUUACCUUGUUAAUGGGUACCAUUAUGUACUUGUUUUCUACUUAUUUUUGUAUUACAAUUCAUUUAUUCCCAUUAAAUUUAAUCUUACACUUCU
Molecule: messenger RNA, 6438 nt
Organism: Hypanus sabinus (Atlantic stingray)
Lineage: Eukaryota; Metazoa; Chordata; Chondrichthyes; Myliobatiformes; Dasyatidae
Gene: ift172
Product: intraflagellar transport 172
Exons: 48
Coding region: 206-5455 (1749 amino acids)
Biological process (GO): intraciliary transport
Cellular component (GO): axoneme; intraciliary transport particle B; ciliary basal body
Molecular function (GO): protein binding
Source: RefSeq, a predicted model, not a curated record